CAACUACUACGAGCAGUACAAUGGAUUCUCACUCGACUACAAUUCCAACCUUUGUACUCUUUAUCAUUGUUUUUGCGUUUUCAUUUGCUUGUGCCUACGAUCCAAGUCCUGUUCAAGACUUCUGUGUUGCAAAUCCAAAAGCUAAUGUUUUUGUGAAUGGGAUGGCAUGCAAAGACCCAAAGCUUGUAACAGUGAAUGAUUUCUCCACGUCGGGUCUGGAUAAGGCGUUGAAACAGGAGCCAUCGAUUUCAGGUGCAAUGUAUAGCCGCGCCAGUGUCGCAGAAAUACCUGGGCUCAACACUCUCGGGCUCACAAUGAUCCGUAACGAGUUCCAGCCAGGGAUCGUCACCCAACCCCACACCCACCCUCGAGCCACAGAGAUGGUCUUUCUCUUACAAGGGAAUAUGUACUUUGGAUUUGUGGCCGUUGACCCAAGUGAUCCCACCAAAAACCGUAUAUAUGCAAAGGAAUACAAAACCGGAGAUGUAUUUGUGAUACCCCAAGGCCUUGUUCAUUUUGGUCAAAAUAUUGGUAAUGAUACAGCAAUUACCAUUACAGUUUGGAACAGCCAAAAUCCAGGUUUCAACUAUGUGCCACAACAGCUCUUUGGAAAUGACACAGCAAUCCCUGAUGAUUUAUUGGCCAAGUCUUUCCGAGUGGAUAAUGAUCUUGAUGUUAAAGUAAUUACACAAAUUAAGUCACAUUUCUGAUCUCUUGUUCAUGGAAAGAACAACCGAUCUUCAGCUAAAUGAUCUUCAACAGUUUCGUAUACUAUAUAAGCACGGCCAUAUCAUGUGUUUUUUGUAAUUCUCAUUCAACUUUAAUUUCAGUCUUAUUAAUUAAUGCACUCUUUCAGUUUUAUUAAUACCUUGUACUCUGGUUGUUUCAAAAAUUAUAAGGUCAUAUAAUGUUCA
Cuscuta europaea is the source of this 914-nucleotide messenger RNA. Lineage: Eukaryota; Viridiplantae; Streptophyta; Magnoliopsida; Solanales; Convolvulaceae. The record is from the annotation of a GenBank genome assembly.